Messenger RNA from Meloidogyne enterolobii, 294 nucleotides. The record is from the annotation of a GenBank genome assembly. NCBI's taxonomy places the organism in Eukaryota, Metazoa, Nematoda, Chromadorea, Rhabditida, Meloidogynidae.
AUGUUUUCUUCUUCAACCAAAAUUUGUUUAUUUUUUCUUUCAAUAUUUAUAUUAUUACAAUUAAACAAUGGUUACCAAUUAAACAAGGGUGAUUGUAUUGGAUAUGGACGUACAUGUACUGGAAAAGGGAAGGGUAAUUGUUGUGCUGGUCUUUGUUCUGAUAAAGGUGCUAAUAAAGGAACAUGUUGUAUUGUUGCUGGGAGUGGUUGUAACGACAAAAAUGAUAAAAGAUGCUGUCCUGGAUCAAGUUGUACGCCACCAGGUGAAAUUGGGCAUAGUUACACUUGUUUGUAA